Messenger RNA from Cicer arietinum (chickpea), 751 nucleotides. RefSeq names its product ethylene-responsive transcription factor 13-like. Gene Ontology annotation, molecular function: DNA binding; DNA-binding transcription factor activity. Gene Ontology annotation, biological process: regulation of DNA-templated transcription; ethylene-activated signaling pathway. The record is from RefSeq and is a predicted model, not a curated record. Lineage: Eukaryota; Viridiplantae; Streptophyta; Magnoliopsida; Fabales; Fabaceae.
AUACACACAUCACAUAGUUUCCAUUCCAACUUCAUCACAAACACACUAUACAACGUUGGUGUUUGAAAAAACCAAAUGAUGAAUCUGGAAGCUACAACUCUAGAAUCAGAUAUCGCUCUUCUUGAAUCGAUUCAACGCUACCUCAUCGAUGACCAUGAUGACUUCAACGCAAUCUUCGCCGCAUCUUACGGCGUCGCUCCGUCUUCCCCCGCCGACAGCGGCAGUAGUGAGUCAAUGUCAACAACAACGACUUUUCAAUGUAACGCCGAAAACUCUACUUCGAAGGCGCGUGAGACUCACGCGGCUCCUUGUUGGCAGAAAUACAAGGGAGUGAGGCGUAGGCCGUGGGGAAAGUUUGCGGCUGAAAUUAGAGAUUCGAAUAAAAACGGCGCAAGGGUGUGGCUUGGGACUUAUGACUUGGCUGAGGAUGCGGCUUUGGCUUAUGACCGAGCUGCUUUCAAGAUGCGCGGCUCAAAAGCUAAGGUCAAUUUUCCGCAUCUGAUUGGCUCUUCUUCUGAUGUUUCGGAGCCGACAGGUAAGCGGCGUGCGCUGGAGCCGUCUUCUUCCUUGCGGUUGGGUUUGGAGCCGAAUAGGAAAAUGAGCCGAGUCAAUGAAGUUCACACCUCGUAGAAAUGGGAUGAUAUACCUCAAUAAGCAAUAAUUUUGUGGGAUCAUUCUAUCAAUUUAUUUGUUUUUCUAUUGUAAAUUAUUUAUAAUUUAAUUUUAUCAAUUAAUAUUUAUUUGCUCCCAA